GACGUUAGGUGGCGCGCCGACGUCCGAUCAGUUCAAACUUCUGAACCUUUUGGCUUGCCAUACAAACUGGUGAAGAAACAGCGGCGGCGGCUUCGGGUGACGCAGACUGUGAAUGGCAGCGUCUUCGUCCUCGUCCUCGGCCGGAGGAGUCAGCGGCAGCUCGGUGACCGGGUCCGGCUUCAGCGCCUCUGAGCUCAUCCCGCCCAGGAAAGUGCUGUACACCUAUCCGAAAGGAGCCGGAGAGAUGAUGGAGGAUGGAUCUGAUCGAUUUUUAUGCGAGUCUGUGUUCAGCUAUCAAGUUGCAUCCACACUGAAGCAGGUUAAACAUGAUCAGCAGGUGUCACGGAUGGAGCGUCUGGCCGGACUGGUGGAGCAGCUGGAGGCGGACGAGUGGAAAUAUAAACCCAUCGAGCAGCUCCUGGGAUUCACGACCUCAUGACUGCAUUCAGAACAGACGGAUCAGUUUCUCCGCUUGUAAACAUAUUCAUUGGUUUUUCCCCGUCUUGAAUGAGCUGAAGUUCUUAUGAAUGGACUGUAGGUGUUUGUUGUUUUGGUUUAUAAUCUUCAACAUUGAGUGUUUGUGAUCAUGUGUGUAAAUAUGCUUUAUGUUUUUGGAUACAGCUUUAGGAACACUUUAAAAUAUAUUUAAAAAAAAAUACAUGUAUGAACAAUAAAAGCCUUUUUAAGCACAA
Cyprinus carpio (common carp) is the source of this 692-nucleotide messenger RNA. RefSeq names its product anaphase-promoting complex subunit 16. The record is from RefSeq and is a predicted model, not a curated record. Gene Ontology annotation, cellular component: kinetochore; cytosol; anaphase-promoting complex. Gene Ontology annotation, biological process: protein ubiquitination. Lineage: Eukaryota; Metazoa; Chordata; Actinopteri; Cypriniformes; Cyprinidae.